GACAAGGUUCCUCACGCUGAGGACAAGGUUCCUGACGCUGAGGUCAAGGUUCCUCACCCUGAAAACAAGGUUCGCCCCGCUGAGGACAAGGUUCCUCACGCUGAGGACAACGUUCGUCACGCUGAGGACAAGGUUCCUCACCCUGAGCGCAAGGUUCCUCACGCUGAGGACAAGGUUUCUCACGCUGAGGACAAGGUUCCUCACGCUGAAGACAAGGUUCGCCCCGCUGAGGACAAGGUUCCUCACGCUGAGGACAAAGUUCGUCACGCUGAGGACAAGGUUCCUCACCCUGAGCGCAAGGUUCCUCACGCUGAGGACAAGGUUCCUCACGCUGAGGACAAGGUUCCUCAAGCAGAGGACAAGGUUCCUCACACUGAGCACAAGGUUACUCACGCUGAGGACAAGGUUCCUCACACUGAGGACAAGGUUCUUCACGCUGAGGACAAGGUUGCUCACCCUUAUGACAAGGUUCCUCACGCUGAGGACAAGGUUCCUCACGCUGAGGAAAAGGUUCCUCACCAUGACGACAAGGUUCCUCACGCUGAGGACAAGUUUCAUCGCGCUGAGGACAAGGUUCCUCACGCUGAGGACAAGGUUCCUCACCCUGAGGACAAGGUUCGUCACGCUGAGGACAAGGUUCCCCACGCUGAGGACAAGGUUCUGAGUACAAGGUUCCUCACGCUGACGACAAGGUUUUUCUCGCUGAGCACAAGGUUUUCUCGCUGAGGACAAGGUUCCUCACGCUUAGGACAAGGUUCCUCAGGCUGAGGACAAGGUUCCUCACGCUGAGGACAAGGUUCCUCACGCUUAUGACAAGGUUCCUAACGCUAAGGACAAGGUUUCUCACGCUGAGGACAAGGUUCCUCACGCAGAGGACAAGGUUCCUCACACUGAGCACAAGGUUACUCACGCUGAGGACAAGGUUCCUCACACUGAGGACAAGGUUCUUCACGCCGAGGACAAGGUUUUUCUCGCUGAGCACAAGGUUUUCUCGCUGAGGACAAGGUUCCUCACGCUUAGGACAAGGUUCCUCACGCUGAGGAGAAGGUUCCUCACGCUGAGGACAAGGUUCAUCACGCUUAUGACAAGGUUCCUAACGCUAAGGACAAGGUUCCUCACGCUGAGGACAAGGUUCCUCAGGCAGAGGACAAGGUUCCUCACACUGAGCACAAGGUUACUCACGCUGAGGACAAGGUUCCUCACACUGAGGACAAGGUUCUUCACGCUGAGGACAAGGUUGCUCACCCUUAUGACAAGGUUCCUCACGCUGAGGACAAG
This is a messenger RNA of Paramuricea clavata, 1278 nucleotides long. The record is from the annotation of a GenBank genome assembly. Lineage: Eukaryota; Metazoa; Cnidaria; Anthozoa; Malacalcyonacea; Plexauridae.